UCCCCGUCGAGGGGCCAUGCUAUGGUAGACGGCUCCAGAGGCACCCACGGCUUCUCUGAGCACAUCAGGACCAUGAGGACCCAUCUGUACCUUUUGCUUCUCACCGUGGGCAUCUCUGCCACUCCUCUGCGGAGCAACCUGGCUGAGCUACAGACGUGGCUACAGCAAAUCUAUCAGUCAGUGGACAUGCUGAAUCUGAGGAUUGAAACUCCAGUUUCUGCAGAUGAUGAAAAUUGCAUCAAAACAUUGUUUGAAGGAACGGCACUGUUGAAAAAUAAUCCCGAGAUGAGGAGAUUCGGCACUUUCUUCCAGAGUUUUGACAAACUGAGGCCAUCCCUCACAGCACAACUGACAGGAGAGGGAGAAUGUGACACAGAAAGGAAGAAUGUAAAGAAAUUCAUAGAAAAACUGAGAACGUUCAUCCGAAAAUUAUCAAGAGAUGCAAGAGUGUAAAUUGCAACUUCCCGGAGUCACCGUAAGCUUAAACAAGCAGCAGAACACGUGUUUGUUUUAAACGUGCUCCUUCUUUGUGUUCAGAUUGCAAAGGUUACCUCUUCCAUCCAGCAGUGCAGUGCUGGCUCACAUUCAGAAUGGGAUCUCAGAAAGUACCGAUGCCAAAAAGCCACUCAUAUUUGUAGAUGAAAUUGCAGAUGCUCGCUGAUGAAGCAAACAGCGCAGGGUACGAUGGAAAUAUUGGCUAAUCCCAAACCCUUCCGGUUCCACAUGCAGAGCUCACGUUGACUUCAGAACACCCGCAGAAGGGUGGAUACAGACGGGUGUUUGUAUCUCACCCCUUUCUUGGCCACUGCUGGGCCACGAGUGCCAAGCAGUGCGCUGGGAUGUGGGAUGGGUGCUUCCUUUGCCUUUCUGGAAGAGCAGGUCCCCCAGUCUCAGGAGGGGACUACAUUCUACUACUACUACUACAGCACACAUUCUAACCACAGGAGCCACGUUUUCAGGUUUAAGGCCAAGUUUCUGCUGGAAAUGUUUGCUGGUAUCACAUAACCUCAGCACAGCAGGGUCUAAGAUGGGCAUUAUUCUUGAUAGCAUGUUUAGAAGAGCAAGAACCCACAUAUAGACCAAUACACAACCAAUGUCGCAGAAUAGUUAAUCUUCCUCAGGGAAUCGGUAUUGGCUAUACUGGGAAAAAUCUCAGUGUUAUAACGGGUCAGUAAUUAAGAGGAUUAAUUAGUGUAAUUAUACCAGCAAAAGUUUCCUAGUUCAGAACUGGCUUUGCCACUGCUUUGGAGGCAGAUGAGGGUGACCUACAAAUGCACCUUCACGUAACGCCCUGCCUUUCAUGCCCUGCACAAGCAUUGCUAUGCAUAUACCUACAUCUCCCACUGGCAAGCAGUAGGAGAACGCCGUGCUGAUGCUUUGCAGCCUGGUCACAACCUUUCUUAAGCACUGAGAAAUGCAGCCUGGUGUUCUCCUUCACCUGCAGCUUUUGUGGAUCGGGGGAGGUGGGGCUACUGAAGGUUAAAUGACACAGAUAUGUGCCUCUGUGAGAUGGCACCUGUUUUGUGACGCUAGCAGUGACAACGGGAAUGCUUUGAUCGCUCUGAGUGUAUAUGUAUGGUGUCAACUAAGUUAUAUCGUACUUCUUAGAUAUACGUAUUUUGGAGAAAAUAUUUAUUUUGUAUUUUUG
Messenger RNA from Gallus gallus (chicken), 1648 nucleotides. RefSeq names its product interleukin 5 (gene IL5). The record is from RefSeq and is a predicted model, not a curated record. NCBI's taxonomy places the organism in Eukaryota, Metazoa, Chordata, Aves, Galliformes, Phasianidae. Gene Ontology annotation, molecular function: interleukin-5 receptor binding; growth factor activity. The coding region runs from base 22 to 453 and encodes 143 amino acids. The transcript is spliced from 4 exons. Gene Ontology annotation, cellular component: extracellular region. Gene Ontology annotation, biological process: immune response.